Nicotiana tabacum (common tobacco) is the source of this 2036-nucleotide messenger RNA. RefSeq lists its product as uncharacterized. The record is from RefSeq and is a predicted model, not a curated record. Gene Ontology annotation, biological process: regulation of DNA-templated transcription. NCBI's taxonomy places the organism in Eukaryota, Viridiplantae, Streptophyta, Magnoliopsida, Solanales, Solanaceae. Gene Ontology annotation, molecular function: transcription coactivator activity; chromatin DNA binding.
UUAGGCAAUUGGUUCCUAUUUUCGUGAGGAUACGUUGUAAUCUAUCUCUGAGUCUAUAUUCUCCCGGAAUAUCUCGUAACAUAGUUUUGUUCUUUUUCUUUGAUCAUAAGCAGUAAAACUGAUUUUCGAUUGGAAGAAAUAAUCACUUAGAUCAGAAUUGAGAUAUGGACUCUGCUGAUUGGCGCACUCAACUUCUACCCGAUUCUCGUCAAAGGAUUGUCAACAACAUGCAGAAGUUUUGACAAGUCAACUCGGGGACUUGUUUUUGUUCUGCUUUCCAGUUUAUGAAAACUCACUUGUCCAGGUGAAUUGGAAGUGUAUGCCAUAGAAUUUUCCAGUAUUGAACCGAGACCUUAAAGAGGCAUCUUUCUGUCACUAGGGAAGGAGGAGUUCAGGAGCUCAAGAAAAUUGCAGCGGGGUUUGAGGAAAAGAUCUAUACUGCUGCUACAAGUCAACAAGAUUAUCUACGAAAAAUAUCUCUAAAGAUGCUUACUAUGGAGACAAAAUCUCAAAAUCCUAUGACCAAUUCGAGCAAUGCUGCAAGUAGUGGUCAGAAUGCCCAUGACCCAGGAAAUGCAUAUUUUGGGAGUGAAGGUACCGCCCCAGCUGGAGCUGCAGUCGGAGUUCUGGAUGCCGCUGAUUGGCGGAUUCAACUUCUACCUGAUUCUCGUCAAAGCAUUGUCAACAAGAUAACCGAGACCUUAAAGAGACAUCUUUCUGUCACUAGACAAGAAGGAGUUCAGGAGCUUAUGAAAAUUGCUGUGGGGUUUGAGGAAAAGAUCUAUACUGCUGCUACAAGUCAGCCAGAUUAUCAACGGAAAAUAUCUCUAAAGAUGCUGACUAUGGAGACAAAAUCUCAAAAUCCUAUGACCAAUUCGGCCAAUGCUGCAAGUAGUGGUCAGAAUGCCCAUGACCCAGGUACCACCCCAGCUGGAACUGCAGCCGGAGCUAUGGACGCCGUGGAUUGGCGGACUCAACUUCUACCUGAUUCUCGUCAAAGGAUUGUCAACAAGAUAACCGAGACCUUAAAACGGCAUCUUCCUGUCACUGGAGAAGAAGGAGUUCAGGAGCUCAAGAAAAUUGCAGUGAGGUUUGAGGAAAAGAUCUAUACUGCUGCUAUAAGUCAGCCAGAUUAUCUACGAAAAAUAUCUCUAAAGAUGCUGACUAUGGAGACAAAAUCUCAACAUCCUAUGACCAAUUCGACCAAUGCUGCAAGUAGUGGUCAGAAUGCCCUUGGUCCAGAUUCCUGCCAGGAAAGGGAAAUUACUCAAGGAAGCAUGAAGAGAAAGAGAGAAAACUCGGGAGAUAAUGUUGAAGAGCAUAAUGAUCAAAUUCUACCAACAUUUACAUGUGAAAUAUGCACUGAAGUUGUUCCAAUAACCAUGAAAUUCAACAAUUUCCAUAGUUGCAAUCAUUCUUUUUGCUCAAAAUGCAUAGAGAGGCACGUCGAAGUGAAAAUCCAACUAAGGAUUGCUGAUAUACAGUGCCCGUAUGUAGAUUGUGGGAAACUUUUGGACCCUCUAGUAUGUAGAACGAUGAUUCCCUUAUCGAUUUUCGAGGAGUGGUGUGACCUUCUCUGCAGGCAGGCUCAUUUAGGAUUCGAGAAAUGUUACUGUCCUUAUCAAGAUUGUGGAGAAGUCAUUGUUAAAGAGUGUGAAGAUGUUGUUGGAAAAUCGGAGUGUCCUAACUGCAGAAGAUUGAUUUGCUUUCAGUGUGGGCUUCCAUGGAAUGUCUGUGAAGAAAAUGGAUGUUCAAAGGUGAAUGAUACUUUGUUCAAAGAACUUGUGGAGCAAAAGCAAUGGACUAAAUGUCCUAGCUGUAAUAUGUAUGUCGAACGAAUUGCAGGCUGCAAUCAUAUGCAAUGCAGAUGCAAUUUCUGUUUCUGCUACAAAUGCGGGAAAAGCCCUACUGCUCAGAGGCGCUGGUGCAGGUGCAAAUAAGAUUGAAGAUCCUCAUUUUGCACUUGUUAGGUUCACCUUUUUUCAUGAUAAAAGGUUGUAUAUAUAAUAAAAUAACUAUAAAUGGUUUGAUUUAUA